Cuscuta campestris is the source of this 1735-nucleotide messenger RNA. The record is from the annotation of a GenBank genome assembly. NCBI's taxonomy places the organism in Eukaryota, Viridiplantae, Streptophyta, Magnoliopsida, Solanales, Convolvulaceae.
AGAAAUUUAUUUUCUAUUCUUUUUUAUUUUGUAAUAUUCUGAAUAAGUUAUAAAUUCAGAAUUUUAUUUAUUUUUAUUACCGGGGCCGUUCAUCUUCCCCGUCCGUUGUAAUCCGUACAAAAAUUAUAACAAUCUUAAGGUAGUAGACAUAUCCGUGCGCAAUGGCGGGUAUGGACGGAUUCGGUUUUGACGCUCACACCAGAAACGGGAGUAGUUCCGAGACUCUGGUUGUGAACGUUUCGGCUGGAUUGGGUGGCUCUGUAGGGCAUACCACUCCGAUCAACAUUCCUUACGGAUCGAGUGUGGCCAUGGGGUCCACUCCGAUCACCACCUUCGUUGGAUCGAGCGCGACUAUGGGGUCCGCUCCGGUCACCUCGGUUAUUGGACCAACCGCGGCUACGGCCGCAAUGGUCACCCCACUCGGACCGAAUAUGGCUUCGGCCAUACCGUUCAUUCCCUCACUUGGACCGAACAUGGGUGUCUUCACAUCCGCACCGGUCGGACAUCCUACUCUUAUGCUGCCUGCGAACUCUGUCAAAGAACCGGCAAAGUUCACUGGUGUUGGUUUUAAAAUAUGGCAGCAAAGGAUGUUAUUUUGGCUGACCACCCUCAACCUUGCUAGGUACUUGAGGGAGGAUCCCCCUGUUGUGGGGGAGAACGCGGACGAGCCAACAGUUCACGCCAAUGUGGUGGAUCAUCCACUCAAAGAGGGUUCUUCCAAAGGGCCUACGCCAAACAAGGACAAGAAGAAAAUUGCAAGGACAUUAUGUCCUAGGGCAGAAUGCAGCGAGGUCUUUAUGAGCUGUACCUGCAAAAACAAAACACCGUGGAAGGACAGCGGAGUCGCCGGAGCUGUCCUUAAGGUGAAGAUAACAAAGUCAAGGCACAAAAAGAAAAUAAAUGAGGAAAGAAUUAAGACUCAGCCGUGCAAGGAAACAGAGGAAAGAGUUUGGAUCUGAAACGGAGUUCAAUUCCUUUCUCCUAAUUAAACUCGAAAACAGUGGACUCUCACUAUAAAAAGAAUCGUGAACAGCUACGGAGAGGGAGGAGAGAACAGAUCGGAGCAGAGCAGGUGCCGACCUAGGGUUCCGACCCUAGGUCCGGCGAUGGUGGAGACGACCAUGGAUUCUGGCAAUGGAGCACGGCAGGGACGGCUUGGGCUACUGUUGACGGCGAUUCCAUUGGUCCGGCUCUGAGCUUAGUUUGAACGCAGAAGCUAAUUCAGGGAGCUUUCUUCCUUUCUUAAUUUUAUUACUCCCUCCGUCCUAAAAUUAACUUCCCGUUUGACUUUUCACGGUCUCCAAUGCGAUACUUUGACCAUUAAUUUCUCCAUUUUUAUAUGAAUAUAUAUUAUAAAAAUAAUAUAUUUCAAAACUAUGUUUCAAAAUAAAUCUAUUGAUAAUAAAUUUAUAUGAAAAUUUGAUAUAUUUUUUCCGUAAUACACCGUCAAAGUUUUAAAAGUUUGACUGUAAAAGUCAAAAUGAGAAGUUAAUUUUAGGACGGAGGGAGUAUGUUUUUUUAAAGUUAAAAAUGGAAGAACCAAACUCCCAACCUCUCCUAAAUUGAUUAGCGUCACCGAGAAGUACUCCUACGAGCAUAGAAAUCAAAAUGGUGUAAGCGAAUAUCAGAGUCUCAUGGGCAACAAUGAACCCUAAGUUCAAGAAAUGUUAAUGAGCUAUAAGAUCUAAAUGUUAUCUGCUUUUCACGCAUCAUUCAGUAAAGGAAAUGGGGAAUA